This is a messenger RNA of Hyphopichia burtonii NRRL Y-1933, 893 nucleotides long. RefSeq names its product cupin domain-containing protein. Bases 354 to 791 code for a protein of 145 amino acids. NCBI's taxonomy places the organism in Eukaryota, Fungi, Ascomycota, Pichiomycetes, Serinales, Debaryomycetaceae. The record is from RefSeq and is a predicted model, not a curated record. The transcript has a single exon.
GUCUCUUUUAGAAAACUCGACUUAAAAUACCUCAAAAUAUUCGUUCUGUCUGGGGCUUAUAAGCAUUUCGGUACAGCUUCUAGUGUGUUUUUGAUGCCAUACCGUAAUUCAGCUACUCCUUUUAUGUACUUCCAUCGUUUUCCAAGACUAGGUUAUUGAAUAAUCUUUGAAUUGUUUGAGCUUAGGCUGCGAAUUUAACCAACGUCUCGGUAUAUGUCGGAUUUUGCGGCAAACCGGUGAAGCGCAAUCGUACAAAAAUAGUAAAUCGUUGCUUCAGCCUAUAUAAAGAUAACAAAUCCUCCAACAGCUUCGUCUCUUCAACCAGAAGUAACAUAACCAAAAGUUAUAUCAAGAUGGCCAAACACCUGUUCAAUAACGUGAAAGAAAUUGCCGGCAAGUUUCCAGGUAGCACUGACAGUCUAUUCGUGGAUUGUUAUUUGACUGAUCUGCCAGAUUGCAGCAGCCGAGUAUUCAAGUUGUACGAUAAUUUACCAGCACAUUAUCAUAAAAGCUGUGAUGAAAUUCUCUACCUUUUGCAAGGCAAAGCUAAAUUUCAUAUUUUCGACGAUGAUGGUGUCACUGAAGUUGAAAGCCAGAUAAUGGAACCAGGGCUGAUGGUGACCUUUUUUAGAAACACUACCCAUCAAGUUGAAAUCAUCGAAAGUCCGGUGUUUUUAUCGUGUGACACACCAAGAAGACAGCCUGAUGAUGUUCAUUUUAUACAUAAAGAAGAAACAGAAGGAGUCAAAUUCGUAAAUCAUAUGGAUAAACUGGGAAAGUUUUGCUGUUGAUUUCUGUUUACUUAAGACUUAGUCUGUAUUUUAUACAACGUUGAAAGGCAUUCAGUAUAACGGCCCGAUACAUAAUACAUGUUUUACAAUGGUUUUCGUAAA